Columba livia (rock pigeon) is the source of this 2238-nucleotide messenger RNA. RefSeq names its product protein eva-1 homolog C. The coding region runs from base 331 to 1581 and encodes 416 amino acids. Gene Ontology annotation, molecular function: carbohydrate binding. The transcript is spliced from 8 exons. The record is from RefSeq and is a predicted model, not a curated record. Lineage: Eukaryota; Metazoa; Chordata; Aves; Columbiformes; Columbidae.
AGGGAAGGGGCUGAUGGUUUCUCCGCCAGCAACAGUGAUGCCAAGGCACAGAGCCCGGUCACCCACCACGGAGAGCCUUUCAAAACACGUCCCUCCCUCCCCGUGGGAGGUGUCGCUGUGCUGAGGGUGUCCCAGCUGUGCAGAGCAGCCCCUUGUCCUGGGCAACAGACAAAGAGUGGGUACACAGGCGCCCGCCCAGCCCCGGCGCUUUGGCAGGGCAGAGAAGCGAGCCAUUGUCCCCGCGCGCGGCCAGCCCCGGCACCAGCCGCUGCCAAGGACGGACCGGUGGAGGCUGCCUGGUGGGACACAGCAGAGCCGAGCGGCUGCACCAUGGCUGGGCUGCCAGGGCCAGCGGCAGCCCUGGUCCUGCUCUGCCUGGCCGUGGGGCUGGAGGCCAGCCCGGAGCUCUCUGGGUACCUGCGCAAGGUGCUGCGGAACCAUACCGCCCACACCUGUGACGGGGAGCAGCUUCUCAUCGUCUGCCCUCGCAAGACCACCAUCAGCAUCCUCGGCGCCUUCUACGGGCGUCGCGUACCCAGCCCCAACCUCUGUCCCAGCCCUGGCAAUGCUUCCCAGGAGAGCAUCGAGUGCAUGUCUGCCACCGCACACCUGAAGCUGCUGGCCGAGUGCCAGGACCAGCAGUGGUGCCAGUUCUUGGUGCACAGCCAAGUCUUUGGGCCAGACCCGUGCCCUGGGACACACAAGUACCUCAUCACUUCCUACAAGUGCCGGCCAGGGAACCAUCGGGUCAAGACUGUGUGUGAGAACAACAAGCUGAGGCUACAGUGCCGACCAAAAUCCGUCCUGGCCAUUUAUUCUGCAAAUUACGGACGAUUCCUGCGGGGCAAACCAGAGUGUGAAGCCCUGAACCCUGAGGGACCUCAUAUAGAGUGCUUGGCUCCAGAUGCCCUGCGGAGGGUCUCCAAGAAGUGCCACCGCAAGGGGAACUGCACCGUGGCUGCUGACCAGGCCACCUUUGGGGACCCAUGCCUGCCCGGCAUGAAGAAACAGCUACGAGUGUCCUACACCUGCGUGCCCAAGCAGCUGCUGGAAGAGGUGGGCCCUGACACCUCAGACCCCUUCCUGCUCUCGGACUAUAUGCACGGUGGCUGGUACAAAGGGCCCAGGUUCUCCAGGCUCCGGGAAGACCGGAUGAUUUUUACUAGCACUCUGGCAGCUUUUGCCCACCUUUGGGGAGUCCCAGAGAAAGUUGGCCUCUACUUUCUUUGUGGGGUCUCAGGAGGCCUCAUGCUCCUGCUGUGCAUCAUCAGCCCCAAAACGACGUUCCUCCAGGAGCUGGGAGAGGCUCUCAAGGACCCGGAGCUGGGGAGCAGCUCUGAGCUGAGCAGGACCAAGCUGCGCGAGGAGCAGGACGAAGAGCUUCCCGACGACAGCUCCUCAGACUCCUCCUUCCGCCGCCUCACCCGCACCUACCGGGCCACCGACAGCAUCUUCAGCCCCGAGCUGACGGCGGCCAUGGAGGGGGCGGUGGAGCACCAGGGCCGCGGGGGGGAGGAGAUCUGGAUGCCCAAAGAGUCGAGCCCAUAUGCCAUCCACAAGAUCAAAUCGGCCACCAAAUAAGAACUGGAACAAAACGGCUGGAAGAGUGCCAGAGAUUAAGUGGGAUAUGACACAAGACACAAGAGUUUGGGCUCCUCGGGGUGAGUGGGCAUCCCGAGUGGCAGCAGGAACAGGGACAGAGCAGCCUCAGUGUGGCCACCAACCCACUGCUCCACCAGUCUGGAAACCUCUAACCCAGGGGUAAGAUGUGGUCCUUGGGUGUGAUGAGGGGCUGCAGGGUGGGUUGUGGGGCCACUGGGUCCUUUAUCACAAACACGCCGCUAACCCCGAGCUAACUUCCCCAUGAUCGGCUGGCUCCAGUACUUAACCCUGACCAGCCAUGCCGAGCGCACCCUUGGCCUUGCCGGGCUCUUUGCUCCUGUUUCUUCUUGGGUGCUGGCUUCCACCCCUGGUGCUGCAAACACCCCCCAGUGCUCAGACCGCAUGCAGAUGGCAGGUGCAGAAAUGGCCAGGACAUGGGGACAAUGUGGAGUGGGUGGGAGAGCGCUGCGCGCAUCCCCCAGCACAGCCCUGGUAUCCCCCAUGGGGCUGUGGGCAUUUGGGAGCUCUGUCACCUCGCUUUGCUCUGUGCUUUCCUUCUUGUUUUCCCCACGGCAGGAGAGCUCCAGGCUCACUUGCUGGGGCUUUUUCCAGUAAAUAAAUGCAGCAGCUCAUAGA